Messenger RNA from Chelonia mydas (Green sea turtle), 2716 nucleotides. RefSeq names its product interferon-inducible GTPase 5. Gene Ontology annotation, molecular function: GTPase activity; GTP binding. NCBI's taxonomy places the organism in Eukaryota, Metazoa, Chordata, Testudines, Cheloniidae. The record is from RefSeq and is a predicted model, not a curated record. The transcript has a single exon. Gene Ontology annotation, cellular component: membrane. Bases 513 to 1805 code for a protein of 430 amino acids.
CCAUGUUGGAAUCGGGAAUUAGGAGCACUUCGAUCUCGUGGAGUGGUCUGAGCCCCUCUCCCGCCACCCCUGUGCCUGUCCUGGGUGGUCCUUGGCUUUCACUCCCAUCUCCAACCCCUCCUGGCGACCUCCUGCUCUCCUGGCUCCACAGAGCAGCACAUCUGACGGCCCCAUCGUCUACUCCUGGGAGAAUUCUGCUCCAAAGUAUUAAAAAUAUGCACAGCUCGUUAAUUAUACACAUGCACAGUAGGGCAGAAUUCCCCCAGGAGUAAUAGUCCGUGCACCGGGGAGGUUACCCAGUAUUUACAGUGCUUCAGGUGUCUGCACCGUGGGGACGGGGAUGCAAGUUCCAGCACACGUGUUGGUGGGGGUGAAACCAGCCCCACGGCUGCAAGUCUGUACGUUGCUACCUGAACUGUUUUAUUUUUUUAAGGCUGCAUUUACACUAACCGAAACGUGCCGUUUCCUUUUCUUGUCUUGGGAAGAGGGAAUCUCUUGUAGGUGCCACGGAUAUGGAGCUGGUCUCAGCGCUCACAAAGGGUAUGGAGACCGUCUCAGCGCUCAUGAAGGAUAUGGAGUCCAUCUCAGUGCUCAUGGAAGCUCUGGAUCUAAGCUCGGACCCAAAGGAAUUCUUCGAUGGCUCCAUAAAGGUGUUUGAGGAGUUCAUGGAUCUUUUCAAAGACAAAGGACAGGCUGAAGUGGCUUCCAUAGCGCAGGCGGAGCUGGAGUCGUUCAAAUCCACCAUGCUCGACAUCGCAGUCACGGGGGAGACGGGUGCCGGGAAAUCGUCCUUCAUCAAUGCCCUCCGGGGACUGACUGCUGAGGAUGACGGGGCUGCCCCAACUGGGGUGACAGAAAUGACAACGGAGCCGACUGUUUAUCCCUAUCCAAACCACCCCAACGUGAGGCUAUGGGACCUGCCCGGCAUUGGCGCCCCAGAUUUCCAGCCAAACACAUACCUGCGGCAGGUGAAGUUCAAAAGCUAUGACUUCUUCGUGAUCAUCGCUUCGGAGCGCUUCAAAUGCAACCACGUGGCCCUGGCCUGGGAGAUCGAGAGGAUGGGGAAGAGGUUCUAUUUUGUGCGCUCCAAGGUGGAUGAAGACUUGCGCAACGAAGAAAGGGAUCACCCUAGAACGUUCAGUCAGGAGAGCGUCCUGGAGCGACUCAGGAUGGACUGCAGGAAACACCUGCAAAAGAUAGGGAUGAGCAACCCAGAGAUUUUCCUUCUCUCCAGCUGUGAAUUCACUAAGUAUGAUGCUCCUGGUCUGGUCAAGACUUUGCAGGAUGAUCUCCAAGGUCUGCAGAGACUUGCCUUUCUGCUCAGUCUGCCAAACCUGUCUGCAGAAAUCAUAGAGGAGAAGAAAGCUGCCCUGCAGAAGCUGAUAUGGCUAAUCUCUCUCGCAUCGGCUUUAGUCAAUGUCAUUCCAAUCCCGCGGCUCUCUGUUGCUUGUGAUAUUAGCAUCCUGCUAGGAUCCAUGAUUGCCUUCUACAAGCACUUCGGCCUAGAUGAGGGCUCCUUGGCUAAUCUGGCCAGGCAGACUGGGAAACCGAUAGCAGAGUUGAAGGCCGUUAUCAGAUCUCCUGGGGCAAAAGAAAUAAACAGAGAUUUUGUAAUCAAAAUGCUGCUAAAGGAGGGUGUACCUACAUUAACUGCAACUCUACCAGCGCUUGGUCAACUGUUAACUGCGGGAAUCUCUUUUUUAACCACCUACUUCAUGCUGUCGAAAUUUCUCAGUGAAGUGGCUGAAGAUGCCAGAAGGGUUCGGAAGACUGCUUUGAAGGAAGACGGGAAAAAGCGUAAAUGAUCAGCAGACCUGUUCAUGAAUAAGAGACCCAAUCCCAGCUGGAGAUUGGGCCACCUCACCCCCAAAUGUUAAAAAUCAAGCCGAAAAGAAGCGGCUCUUUCAUUCUUUAAUUUCCCCCGGUGAGUCGGGUUUCUAGUCUUUCUGUCGGACUUGUUAGGAUAGCCAAACCAUUUGUCUAAAACGGGAAAACCAACAAAAUACACCAAGAUCCUCAACUGCUGUAAAUCAGUGUCGCAACCAACCUUGCCGUCAGCUGCUGUCUCUUUCGUACCCGGCCUGCACGACCAUCCAGCCCCUGCCUACAGCAGACUCUGUGCACCUUCUAAACCACGCCUUUGAUCUGAAGAAGUGCAGACCAUGGCUAGUUUGUGUGCUAGCAGCCGGGUUACAGAUGAAUGAGGGUGCUGGAACAAGCAUUUCCCAGCAAUGUCACUGCAAGCAUUCAGAAAUCACCACUCAGGCCCCUCAAAAUCAUGAGAUUUUUAAAAAUGUUUGGUUUUUUUUUUCAUUUGCCUCCUGUUUUGAGGGUUUGCUGGUCACCGUGUGCUGCUGUUCUGCACAGCCCCUGAAAACCAGGGCCAGAAACUUCUUUUUUUAAAUAAAACCUGAGUCUCCCAUGACCACAUGACGCCAGGAAGCUUUACAGGGAAGUACCAAUAACUGCAGGAAUCACAAGAGUUUGCAACGCUCAUAUAGCGACUGUAACCAAGCUGUGUUUUGCAUCAGGUGAUCCGAGGAGCAAUUUAAUCAUAGCAUGAUCCCAACAGCCCGGGUGAGCCCUUGGACAAUCCAGCAGAUUGCUAUGAGUUGGAUAUAGAAGCUAAAUUCUAUGUCGGUGGUUUUCAACCUUUUUUUCUGGUGACCCCGUUGAAGAGCAUUGUUGAUGCCCGCGACCCAACGGAGCUGGGGAU